This is a messenger RNA of Cydia fagiglandana, 864 nucleotides long. RefSeq lists its product as uncharacterized. The transcript is spliced from 3 exons. Bases 165 to 650 code for a protein of 161 amino acids. NCBI's taxonomy places the organism in Eukaryota, Metazoa, Arthropoda, Insecta, Lepidoptera, Tortricidae. The record is from RefSeq and is a predicted model, not a curated record.
AGCCUACUAACCGAUAACGAUAUCUAUUCAGUAGAAUCGAAUUUACGUAUGUAAACAUAAACAGGCAAAAGCAGAGGCCGCGUCUCAAAUUUUAAGAUAACGACGGGUAUAUAAACUUUAAACUGGACUAACUUGAGACAUAACUUCAAGAGAACACUUAUACGAUGGCUUUCAAAAUCGCGUGCGUAGUCUUAGCCCUGGCAGUGGCCGCCCUCGGCCACCCCCAGUAUGGCGGUAGCGGCGGUCAUGGAGGUCAGAGUGGCCAUGGAGGUCAGAGUGGCCAUGGCGGUCAGAGUGGCUUCGGCGGUCAGAGUGGCCAAGGCGGUCAGAGUGGCCACGGCGGUCAUGGCAGUCAGGGAGGACAGGGUCAGCAAGGUGGUUUUCAACAUGACCAAGGAUUUGGACAAGGAGGAUUAGGCGGACAGGGUGGUCAAGGCCAAGGCGGUUUCGGACAGAGUGGUCAAGGCCAGGGCGGUUACGGACAACAGGGUCAGCACGGCUCUCACGGUGGUCAGGGAGGUUUUGGUCAAGACAGCGGCUUCGGCCAAGGUGGGCAAGGCGGACAAGGAGGUUUCGGUCAACAAGGCCAGGGUGGUUACGGUGGCAGCCAUGGCAACCACGGUGGCGGAUACCAGCAACACGGAUACUAAGGAAUCAAGAUGAAAAUCUAACCUGCGCCUGCAAAACUUAAUAGUAUGACUACUUAUCAACAUAAAUCCUCCUCAGCACGAGUAUUUUAGUCUUAAAUUAAAACAUAAAACAAUAUUGUCAAGGAAUCAACCGUUCAAGGCUUGUCAGAUAACCCACCAGAAUUUGUUUUUAAACAAUAAUAAAACUGUAAAUAAAUGUACCUAACAACAAUAA